Seminavis robusta is the source of this 684-nucleotide messenger RNA. The record is from the annotation of a GenBank genome assembly. Lineage: Eukaryota; Bacillariophyta; Bacillariophyceae; Naviculales; Naviculaceae.
AUGCAGGAUCUGCCUAGUGAUGCAGCAGUUCAAGGGGCAGCAUGUCGUGCACUGUGGAGUCUCUCCGUGAAUGAUCACAACGAACAUUCCAUUGUUGAUCACGGUGGCAUUGACUUGAUCCUCAGAGCCAUGAACAGCCAUAUACGAGUUGCAUCAGUGCAAGAACCGGCCUGUGGGGUUCUAAAAAUCCUGACAGGAAGCCGCAGCCACCAGAACAGGCCUUUGAUUGGUGAUGCCGGAGGAAUGUUGGCAAUUGUAGCUGCGAUGGUCAAUUGCGAGAGUGACGAAAGUGUCCAGGUGCAAGCCUAUGGAAGUCUCAUGGAUAUCUCCAUAUCGGUUGACAAUGAAGAGAGAAUCAUGGAUGCUGGUGGAGGUCGUGCUGUUGUAUGCGCUAUGAAAAACCACCCUCACAAUGUCAAGUUGAUUGCACAUGCCUGUGGGACAAUAAAGAACCUGGCAGCAACCAGUGACCAGCAUAGAUGUGAACUAUCCAAAGAUGGCGGCAUUGUUGCAAUCGUGUCUGCUGUGUUGAAUAACUUGAGUGAGACCAAGGUCGCUGAGAACGCUUGUGGGGCACUGAAGAAUAUAGCUUGUUCGAGGCAGCAGCAAGUUUCCAUUGCAGCGUCAGAUGGAAUUGUAGCAAUCAUCAAGGCUAUGCAAUAUCACUCGAAUGAUGAUAGCUAA